Messenger RNA from Cynoglossus semilaevis (tongue sole), 1671 nucleotides. It is a transcript of the gene rpf2, whose product is annotated as ribosome production factor 2 homolog. NCBI's taxonomy places the organism in Eukaryota, Metazoa, Chordata, Actinopteri, Pleuronectiformes, Cynoglossidae. Gene Ontology annotation, biological process: maturation of LSU-rRNA from tricistronic rRNA transcript (SSU-rRNA, 5.8S rRNA, LSU-rRNA); ribosomal large subunit assembly. The coding region runs from base 157 to 1068 and encodes 303 amino acids. Gene Ontology annotation, molecular function: rRNA binding. Gene Ontology annotation, cellular component: nucleolus. The record is from RefSeq and is a predicted model, not a curated record. The transcript is spliced from 10 exons.
GCAUUCGAACUGGCAACAGGAAAUGAAUCACUGUUGAAGAUAGACAAAGAAGAACAUUUUGUUGUCCUCCAGUCCAGUGCUGUAGCUUCACGUGGGGAAAAGUAGCAUUAGCAACAUUGCCCGUUGACGAGGAAAUAAAGCAAAAAACCUACACAAAUGGACGGUGUCGUAAAACCAAAGACGAGGCAAUCUAAGCGUUUCUUGGAAAGCAGAGCACCAAAGUUGACAGAGAAUGUUAAGAACGCAAUGAUAAUGAAAGGAGGAAACACCAGUCAGGUUGUGUCACAGACCUUGAAAAAUAUAUACUCCCUUAAGAAACCUACCGCUUUGCUGUACAAAAAGAAGAACAUAACGCGGCCAUUUGAAGACUCAACAUCGAUGGAGUUUUUCUCCAAGAAGACCGACUGCUCUCUGUUUCUGUUCGGCUCUCACAACAAGAAAAGACCCAACAACCUUAUCUUCGGUCGUCUCUUUGACUUCCACGUCCUUGAUAUGAUUGAACUCGGGAUCGAAAAGUACAUGUCACUAAGCGAUGUAAAGGGGAAAACUUGCCCUGAAGGAACCAAACCCAUGCUUGUGUUUGCCGGAGACUCUUUUAACACGGAUAAUGAAUACAAACGCCUAAAAAGCCUACUGAUAGACUUCUUUAGAGGCCCAACUGUGUCUGCGGUCCGUCUGGCUGGUUUGGAACACGUACUGCACUUCACUGCCCUGGAUGGAAAGAUCUACAUGCGCAGCUACAGGUGUUUACUAAAGAUGUCUGGCUGUAGGACACCAAGGAUAGAGCUGGAGGAGAUAGGUCCAUCCUUGGACCUCGUCUUAAGAAGAACCCAUCUUGCUUCCGAUGACUUGUACAAGCUGGCCCAUAAACAACCCAAGGCCCUUAAACCCAAGAAAAAGAAGAACAUUUCCCACGACGUCUUUGGCACAAAGUUUGGCCGAGUGCACAUGCAGCCACAGGAUCUGACCAAGCUGCAAACGCGCAAGAUGAAGGGCCUGAGAAAGAGAAAAGGUGAAGCGAUGGCAGACGAGGGAAAAAAGGCCAAAAUAGUUAACGGACAGAGUUGAACUUGCCGCCGCUAAGCCCACCACCUAAGGUCAAUUACCGGUCAAAACGGUUCCCAGCACGUCUGCCAUCCUCUGCCUUUUUGGUGUGCGGAAAAUGUAGGUGGUUCGAAGGUCUGAAGAUUCUGCUGCACCUAUUGUGUUUGUUUCCCUCUGCUCUUUGGCCUCUUGCAUGUGACGUUGUGAUUGCGUCACAUCGGUUGCCAGGGGGAAAAACAAUGCUGGCUUGUGUUGGGGGAAGGAAAACAAACAAACAAACAAUCGGUUGAUGUUUAAUGACAUUCUCCUCGAAGAAAAUUUUCUUAAGUAAAGGCUUCCUUGUCAGCUAUUGCUUCCGCUAAUCUUUCACUUUUAUUCCCAGCCUGUGUUAGCUAUUAGCAUAAAUAAACUGAUUUCGAAUGUCUUAUUUCCGGCGCCUCUUUUUUUCUGUACAUGUAUCAUUUGGCAGUUUCUCUAAAUUACGAGACUUGUUGCCCAUUGGGUCGAGGUGACCCGGUGGUUGCUAAUAUACCUUUGUGUGUAUGUGUACUGCACGACUUGUCCUACUGUUCCUACUUUAUUUUUUAUUUGACCAGAUUCCCGAAUAAAAGGUGUUACACAGCUCAA